Messenger RNA from Tachysurus vachellii, 2539 nucleotides. RefSeq names its product clathrin, light chain B (gene cltb). Lineage: Eukaryota; Metazoa; Chordata; Actinopteri; Siluriformes; Bagridae. Gene Ontology annotation, molecular function: structural molecule activity; clathrin heavy chain binding. Gene Ontology annotation, cellular component: clathrin coat of coated pit; postsynaptic endocytic zone cytoplasmic component; clathrin coat of trans-Golgi network vesicle. The coding region runs from base 75 to 707 and encodes 210 amino acids. The record is from RefSeq and is a predicted model, not a curated record. Gene Ontology annotation, biological process: clathrin coat assembly; intracellular protein transport; clathrin-dependent endocytosis. The transcript has 5 exons.
CACGCACGCAGGCAGAGCCACAGCCACAGCUGGACGCGAGUGUGUCAGUGAGUCAUUCAGUGAGUGUGUGGAAAAUGGCCGACGCGUUCGGACUACAGGCGGAAGAAGACCCCGCGGCUGCCUUCCUGGCGCAGCAGCAGCAUGAGAUCGCCGGCAUCGAGAACGACGAGGACAACUUCGGCUUCGAGUUCACGGCUCACGACCAGCCUGAAGCCGGAGCGGCAGAUUCCCAACCGUCACAUUUCAGUUCGCACUCUUUCGAAGAUGAGUUCAGAGGUGCAACUAUGAAUGGAGAACUGUUUCAGGACUCUAACGAUGUAACGGACGGUUACGCAGCCAUCUCCCAGGUCGACGUGCAGCGGCAGGAGCCUGAAAGUUUACGCAAGUGGAGAGAGGAACAGAAGGGACGCCUGGAAGAGUUGGAUUCAGCCUCCAAGGCAGCAGAAAUUGAGUGGAAAGAGAAGGCGAAGAAGGAGCUGGAGGACUGGCACGCUCACCAGCGGGAGCAAAUGGAGAAGAAUAAAGUAAACAACAGAGCAUCCGAGGAUGCCUUCCUGAAGGAGUGCGACGACAACAGCCCAGGCACCGAGUGGGAAAAAGUGGCACGGCUCUGCGACUUCAACCCCAAGACGAGCCGCCAGACGAAGGACGUGUCCCGGAUGCGCUCGGUCCUCAUUUCCCUGAAACAGACACCGCUGUCUCGCUAAGGCCUCGUCACACACUCCGUCUCGUGUCUCGCCUUCUGUCCAGCUCCAUCUCAGUGUCCUUUUCGCACUUUGUUUUAGCACAAACAAGAUGUUUGGGUUUUCUGUCUUUUAAGGUGUAUGGUGACUUGAAACUUUCCUCUGUUACACAUAAUCUGUACCCAAUUUUUUUUUUUUGCUUCAAGAAAAUCCUGUGUCGGCUCGUGUAGGUCGGACUGCAGGACCUUCAGACCAUCUCAGAGUAACUAAAAUUAAAAACACAGCUCAGACAGACAGCAUGACCUUUUGGAAGGAAGCUAACUGAUUAAACAGCAAGAUCAGUACAGCCACAUCAGCAGUCCGACGUUCAGUGGUUUUUUUUUUUGUUUUUUUUGUUUUUUUUUAAAGAAACAAAAAUCUAAAUUUUCUGCAGUUUCAAUUUGAUUUGCGAUAUAAUAAUAUAUUAACACUACAGUUAUUAACGCUUCCAAUUCGGUCCUCUGAGACACUCAGAUGUUCCUGCUGUUUUAUUCACCAUUUGUGACGUCUGAAAACGUAGUGAUCCGUAUUAAAAUUAAUCCCUGCAGCGUAUCCAUGAUGCUCUGUGACCUUUGGUUUGAUUCACACGCGCGCGCACGUUCACUGAUAGAGAGCCAGCGAGUUAAUAAAAAAAACAAAAAAAAAAACGUAAGAACCGUUUUCACAUUUACAGAUUAGUGAUCAGGGAUUUUUAUUAAGCGAGUCAGUUCAUUUGACUCUUUGAUUCAAGAUUAGACUCAGAAUUGACGUGGAAGUUUGUGAGUUUUUUUUUUUUCUUCUUAAUCUGAAACAUUUACAUACAUUUUUAAAUUAGGAAAAAAGUCAUAAAUUUGCAUCCAAGAAAGAUUCGGUUUAAUUCGUACUGAAUCACCUUCCCUAGUACGCCGAGUACAUAGACGGUGAAGAGAGGUUUCCAUGGAAACAUUCAGACGCAUGCUUUUGAUUGCGUACGCGUGCGAGUCGGCCAGCGUUCACCAGAAACAGACGAGUCGACUCGCUGACUCACUAUUACAGACGCGAGGAAAGGAUUUGUGUAGUUUCCACCGGUUUCUCUAAAGCAGUGUCCAGUCCAGUCACUAAAGACCUAAUUUGGGAAGCUAUGCUGUAAUUGGUCUAAACAGCAGAAAGACAUAAUCGGAAGAGUAUUUUGAAUAAAUUCUUGUGGAUGAAGAGACGAAACCUCAUAUAUUAUUGUAACUUUCAGAGAAGAGCAACAAACGAGAACAGCUUCAUUUUCUGUACUGUGUUCAUACGGUUACUGAUUAUCGCCUAUUGCAUGUUUUGCUUUUGUUUUAUACUCAAUUUCAUGAAGGUUGGCAAUAAUUCUGUAUUUUCAUUCAUCUUUGUUUUCCAUCAAACCUGCUGCGUCGUAAGUUCCAUCCCAUUCCGCCCCUAAAUAAUUCCCAAAAACUAAAAAGAUAUUUACUGUUUAAAUUCUAGUAGGUUAUUUGUUUAGUGGAUAAUUUAGCGCUGGACUUGUUCGUACCAUUAAGCCUCACAUGUAUUGAGUAAAACAAAUAUCAGAUUUAAAGUGUAGCAACUCCUCCCAGUUCAGAUAGAAAUCAAUCAGUCGAGCAUGCGGUAAAGUGUUACGAAUAUUUAUAUUCACCAUCUUUUACGUUCACUUUGAAGUCUUUCAGCUUUGAGGCCUUUUUGUCCAAUACAGAUUUAAAAAGAAAAUAAAACUGUUACUUGCCUUUCUGCAGACCAGCUCUGUUGUGUGCUGCACCACAGAUUGCGGUUUUUACUGGCUGCCAAAGACUGUAUGUUCAUGCCUGACUACGCUCUAAAUAAAAAUAUAUCUGGACAGUUUUCCA